Rotaria sp. Silwood1 is the source of this 951-nucleotide messenger RNA. Lineage: Eukaryota; Metazoa; Rotifera; Eurotatoria; Philodinida; Philodinidae. The record is from the annotation of a GenBank genome assembly.
AUGUAUAUCAGUCAGCUUUUCUAUGAAUUUUCUUUUCUUAUCUUAAUAUUCAAAGUUUUUACGAUUCAAUCCGAAGAAAUUCCUUAUGAUACAAUAGUUGGUUUUGGUGAUUCAAAUACUGAUACUGGAAAUGUUUAUAAUUUAACAGGUUAUAAAUGGCCUGCUGUUCCACCUUAUUAUAAUGGUCGAUUUUCUAAUGGAAAACUUUGGAUAGAAAAAUUAGGAAUAUCUAAUCUUAUCAAUAAUGCAUAUGGAGGUGCAACUACUGAUAAUAACUUAGUACAAGGUUUUACCGCACUUAAUUUGGCGGUGCCAGGUGUUCGUCAACAGAUAACGAAAUAUAUCAAUACUACUAAUUUAACUCAAGUUAAUUUUCAUCGAAUAAUUUAUAUAAUUUGGGCUGGUGCAAAUGAUUAUUUUUAUAAUAUAACUUUACCUGCAUCAAUUGUUGUUAAAAGUUUAAUCAAUGGAAUAAAUGAUUUAAUUCAAAUAGGUGCAAAACAUAUUCUUAUUGUUAAUCAACCACCUCUUCAAGCAUAUCCAGUUACAGCGAUUUUAAAUAUGAGUAAUUAUUUAAAUAACCUUACACUUGAUCAUAAUAGUAAUCUAUAUAAUUCAAUUCAAUUACUUCAAUCAAAUUAUUCGAAUAUAUCAUUUAAAUUAUUCGAUAUUUAUUCACUCAUUUCAAAUAUUCUUAUGAAUAGCACAGCAUAUGGAAUAAAUAGUACGAAUAAAUGUUGGGACACACCAAAUUACACUGUUGUUGAAUUAUGUUCAACUCCUGAUAGAUAUCUUUAUAUUGAUAGAUAUCAUUUUACUAGUCGUGUACAUCAAUUAAUUGCUGAUAAUGGACGACAAUUACUUGUAACUUCAAAUGAAGCUAGUAAAUCUUCUCAAUUUAUUUUUUAUAUUCUACCUUUUUUAUAUAGCCUUAUAUAUGUAAUAAAAUAA